Dentiscutata erythropus is the source of this 1863-nucleotide messenger RNA. NCBI's taxonomy places the organism in Eukaryota, Fungi, Glomeromycota, Glomeromycetes, Diversisporales, Gigasporaceae. The record is from the annotation of a GenBank genome assembly.
AUGUCCGGGCAUGAUCCUCUGACCGCUUCUAGACGCUUGGAUAUUUUACUUAAGCAUCUUAAUAAUGAAGAGGAUACUAAUAAUAAUUCAAAAGAAUGGCGGACUUUAUCUCCAAGUCAAUGUUUAACUGUCUGUACUAAUCGAGACAGAAAAUGGAAUGGAUACGGCUAUAAAGACACAUUUUUUAAAUUUGAUGAACGUGGAACUGCCUUUUCAACAGGAAACCGUUAUCCAAAUUUUAGUUCUAAAGAAUUUCAUGAACUUCGUCCUUGGCUUGAACAAACACUUCGAAUAAAUUUGAAAACUGUAUGUCCAGCUCAACCCAGUAUUAUUGAACUGGCUAGUCCUAAUGUCAAUCAUGAAUUUUAUGAUGCAAUAAAACCUCAAGGAAUCAUGAUUUCAUUUGCGGAGCAAGACAGGCUAUCACAUGGACACGGUAUUAGUACUGCUGAAAUUUAUAAACUUAGGCAUGGGAAUUUUGCUCGAAUACCCGACGCGGUAAUAUGGCCAGAAACCCACGAGCAAGUGGUAGCCGUUGUUCAAGCUGCUCUUAAAUUUAAUGUUGGUUGUAUCCCAUAUGGCAGUGGCUCAAAUGAUGUUGAUGCUUUGGAGUGUCCUGAAGAAAUUGAAAAAAGAAUGAUAAUUUCUUUGGACUUGAGGCAAAUGAAUAGGAUUCUAUCAUUGAGUAAAGAAAAUAUGUAUGUUAUAGUUGAAGCCGGAACUGUUGCACAAGACCUCGAAAAAGAAUUGAGGAAAUGGGGUUUUACUUUAGGAUGGGAUGCUGAAAUGUUAGAAUUUUGUACUGUCGGUGGUAUUGCUUCCCUACGCUCAGAUGAUAUCAAAAGAAAUAUGAGUGGUGAUCUUGAACAUAGUGUUAUAAAUUUCAAGAUGGUCACCCCUGCAGGAACAAUACAAAGAAAUUAUAUAAAUACAUCACCAAUUUCUUCGGGUCCUAAUUUUCAAAUAUUAUUUGGUACUGAAGGUACAUUAGGCGUCAUUACUGAAUUAACACUUAAAAUUCAUUUUUUUGCAUCUCAACAUCUUUACGUUCCUAUUUAUUUUCCAUCAUUUCAUAAUGGACUUUUAUUUCUUCGCGAAAUUGCGCAAAAGAAAAUUAUAAAAUUUAGUGGUGCACGUUUGGUAGAUGAACCUGGAUUACAACUUGUACAUGCAUUUAAUACUACAACACCAACUGUUAGAUCAAUUUUUUCUGAAGUAAUAAAAAAAUAUUACCUGAAAAAAAUGAAAAAACUGGAAGCUGGUAAAAUGUGUUUGGCUGCUAUACUUAUUGAUGGUGAUGAUAUUGUAAAAUUAAAAGUAUGUGAAAAAAAAAUUGGCGAAAUUGGAAAAAAAUACGGUGGCGUAAUUGCUGGAAGUGAUUUAGGUGAAAGAAUGUAUUUCGUAUCAAAGAGAUUACCUUACCUUCGUGAUUUUCUUUUAGAUUAUUAUGCAAUUUCUGAUCGAUUAGAUGCCACUGCCUCGUGGACAAAUGUUGAAGUGCUUGUCGAAAGAGUAAAAGAAACAAUUACGAAUACAUGUAAGGCUCAAAAUAUUCGACCAAGACCAUACAUUGGAGUUCGGAUUGACCAUAUAUAUGACAUAGGUGCAAGUAUAACUUUCACUUAUGGAUUUAAUUGUCGCAAUCUUGGUGAUCCUCUUAGUGUAUUAAAACUUAUAGAACAAGUUGCGUUAAUUGAAAUAUUACGAUCAAAUGGAUCCGUUACACAUAAUACUUCCGGUAUAGGAAAAAGAAAAAAAGAAACUUUUCGAGAGUCUUUGAGCGAGCCUGUCGUUAAAGUUUUAAAGAGUAUAAAAAAGACACUAGAUCCAACAAAUAUAUUUUGUAAUCAAAAUUUAAUGUAA